CUGCCAACCACCACUACUAAUAAGUUUAAUCAGAUAGUGAUAAUCAUAUUAAAGGUGUUUCAGCUCCUUACUGUAUAGUGCCCCAACCAUUUGGUAACCUUUCGUGUCGUGUAGUUCACGAGACCGACAUCCUCCCUCUGUAUUUCAUAAGUAAUUAGACGUGUCACUAUCAUUAUCUUUACUACUAAUUUGUAUUAUAUAUCAUACCAUAACUAAUUGAAAAUCCAUUAAAAUCAUUUCAAAUCAUUUCAAAUGGAUCUAGACACUACAAAACAAAAGCGGAAUCGCAGUACUCAAGACAUUGCCCCAUCAGAUCCUAAUUUUGAUCGAUCUAAACUAACGGCUGAACAAUACAUAGAACAACUAUUAUUUGAGAAUAGAGAGUUACAAGCAUUACUUAUUCGAAAGGAUAAGAGAAUUGCUGAAUUAAUAGAACUUUCUAAACCCAACAGUAGUUAUAAUUAUAAUUAUUAUCAGAAUGCUUCAGUAUCUUCCUUUGAUACUGCACCGGAAAUCAAACCUAUAACAUCAGUUGAAACAGUUAAAUCAAUAACUCCUUCAAGUACAGUAGUUAAAUUAAUAAGUACAAGUACAGAUGAACAUGCAGUAGAAAUCCCAUCUCGAUCAUCAAGAAGAAGACGAAAUUCAAAUUCUCUUGAAAAACUGAUCCCUUCAAUUGCAAAUCUUGAUGAUUCAACUACGGUAUCUCCAAUAUCUCCAUCUAUAAGUAUUCCAAAUUCUUCAAAUAUAAGUAAUUUAUCAUCAUCCACAUCUAUUGGGAAACCUACUAAUAAUUCUAAUACUCAAGUAUAUAUUGAAGAAGUCAAAAAGGAAUCUUAUACAGUAUCUUCAGGUUUAGCUCCUUCAUUAGUUUAUACUCCAUCUAUAAGACAAGAACCCAAUCGUCCACCAAUCACUCAUAAGAAUAGUUCUCAAUCAUCAUUCUCCACCCAAAUCCCCGUCUCGACUCCUUCAAGUUCCGAAUCUUCUAUGACUCCUAUUCAACUGGAUUAUUCGUCUACUGUUGAGAAACGUCCACCUAUUUCCAAGACUCCCAGCCUUACUCAACCACACCAACAACCACAACCACAGCCAGUUCAAACUAAUUCCAAUUCCAAUUCCAACUCCAACUCCAACUCUUCUUCUAGUUCUUACAAAUCAAGAAUAAAACUACCUCCAACACUACAACACAGUCAACGAGAUGGAAAUAUAAGUGCAUCUUCAGAUCUGACCUAUAUUCAACCAUCAUCUACUCAUUCCAAUUCCAAUUCGAAUCCGAAUCCUCACCUUCCCUUACUUCAACCACCCAUUGAUCAUACCAUACUUAAAUCUCCCGCAGUAUUUGAACUUAACAAUAAUAUUUUACUUGGAUCAAACCAAUCAAGUCCAUUACCCAAUCAAAAUAGAUUCUCACCUAUGUCUCAGAGUACUAGUCAAUUUACUAAUAGUGAUUCUAGUAGUUUAAAGAGACUUCCAACCACUCCUGAUGUAAUGUCUAAUAAUAAAUUUACUAUGAAAUUGAAUGAUAUACCUAAUGGAACUCUUGAAGAAGAUACUACCAAAAGUUAUAUAUCUUCACCAGUUCAAGGAUCAUUUACUCAUUCUCAAAGAAGUCCUGGACAAUUAGGUGGAGGACAUAGAAUUGAUAAUGAUAUACUUCGAACUCCAUUAACUACGGAAUUUGAUUCUCAAAGUAAAUUCUCUGUACAAACUCCAGGGUCAAGUUUUAAUGUAUUAGGUACUCCAAAAUAUGAUGAUGAUUCAUCAUUGGCUAUUAAACCUGAAGAAUUCCAUGCCAUUUCAAUAAUUAUUGCUAGUACAAUAUCAAUUCAAUCAAAUAACAACAACAAUAACAAUAACAAUAAUAGUACUAAUAAACGAUCAGAUGAUCCAAAUGUAACAAUUUCAGUAAUUGAUAAAGAAUCUAAUCAAGAAAUGUGGAGAGUAAGAAAGACAUAUUCCCAAUUAAUAUCAUUUGAUGAAGAAAUUCGACCAAUAAUUCAAUUUUUUGGGUUACCCCAAUUACCUGAUAAAUCAUUAUUUAUUUCUACUGCCCCAAGUAAAAUUGAUCAAAGAAGAAUUACUUUACAAUCAUAUUUUAAUUCAAUAUUUGUUAUACCUCAUAUACCUCAACUGGUUAUAUAUAGAAUUUGUAAAUUUGUUUCAUUUGAUAUUAUAAGUCCUUUAGAUGAUUAUAAAAGUGGAGCUAGAAAGGAAGGUUAUUUAGUUAGAAGAUAUAAAGGUUUAGGUAGUACUUGGAAGAUUCGUUGGUGUCAAGUUGAUGGACCAUUUUUAGAAAUUUAUGAAUAUCCUGAAGGUCCAUUAGUUGAACAAAUUAAAUUAAAGGGUUCACAAAUUGGUACUCAAUCAAAUGAUACAGUGGCCGAAGAAAAGGGCUAUAGACAUGGAUUUUUAAUAAUUGAACUGCAAAAAUCUCUGAAAUUAUCUUCUUCAUUACCCAAAUAUUUCUUUUGUGCAGAAAAUGAUGAAGAAAGAGAUGCUUGGGUUACUGCAUUAGUUGAAUUUAGUGAUUUAGGAAGUUCAACUGGUGAUACUUCGACGAUUUCAGCUGAAUCCGAUGAAUUUAUAGAUACUCCAUCAAGUAAAUAUCCUGAUGAAUUAGAAUUAACUUCAAGAAAGUAUACCAAUGGAUCAGGUUCUGCAUCAGCAUCAGUAUCUGGUUCAGGUUCUGCAUCAGCUACUAGAAUUAAUUUCGAUCAAUCAUCUUAUAUAACAUCUAAUUCUCAAGAUGAUAAAGAAACCAAAGAACCUAAAAAGCAUAAGAUGAGAAAUAUCUUUCAAUUUAGAGGUGGGAAGAAUUCUCAACCACAAUCACAACAAUUAUCAACUGAAAAUAUCUUAGAUGAUGUUGAUACUAGUAGUAUAAUUGUUCCAUUAGCACAUUCGACUUCGACGAUUUCUGAUUAUUUAAAUAAUUCAGGUACUAGUAGUAGUACUAAUAAUAAUACUCUAACUAAAUCUAUAUUUGGUAGAGAUAUUGAAGAAGCAUUUAAUAUAUCCAAUGAUAUAUUUAUGGGCAAAUCAAUUCCAUCAAUAUGUUAUAGAUGUUUAGAUUAUCUUACCAGAACAGGAGCCAUGUAUGAAGAAGGAAUCUUUAGAUUAAGUGGAUCUGCCACCUCAAUAAGACAAUUAAAAGAUCAAUUUAAUCAUGAAUUUGAUCUUGAUUUAUUUACAUCUGAUUUAAAACCUGAUAUAAAUACGGUGGCCGGAUUAUUUAAAACUUAUUUACGAGAAUUACCCAGUCCCAUAUUAGGAUUAAAGACUUAUAAUUAUUUACAUAAUUUAGUGCUUAAUUCAACACUAAGACCAUCGCAUUUAGCUAUGGAAUUUCGAGAUUAUUUUAAUGAUAUAAAUAAUGUGGAUGAGAUUCAUUAUGAUAUAUCAUAUGUAAUCUUUUACUUUUUAAAUCAAAUCAUUAGUCAACAACAAAUGAAUCGAAUGAAUUUAAGAAAUGUGUGUAUUGUAUUUUCUCCAACAUUAAAUAUAUCGGUGGAAGUACUUCGAACCUUUUUAGAAGAUUUCGAAUGUAUAUUUAAUAAUGGCAAUCCUUUACCGGAUGAUAAGAGACAGAUAUUAGAUAUUCAUAUUCCGAAUUUUUAAUGAUAUAUAUAUAUAUAUAUAUAUAGUUACUUACUUAGUUGCUUAUUUAUUUAUUUGUUUAUAAUACACAGACGUUACCACUCACUCUCUCCUGUAGCCUUAUGAAAUACAUAAUCUCUUCCAUCAAUAUUAGCAAUACCUU
This is a messenger RNA of Scheffersomyces amazonensis, 3763 nucleotides long. RefSeq names its product Bem3p (gene BEM3). NCBI's taxonomy places the organism in Eukaryota, Fungi, Ascomycota, Pichiomycetes, Serinales, Debaryomycetaceae. Gene Ontology annotation, molecular function: phosphatidylinositol binding. The transcript has a single exon. Gene Ontology annotation, cellular component: cytoplasm. Gene Ontology annotation, biological process: signal transduction; regulation of GTPase activity. The coding region runs from base 253 to 3621 and encodes 1122 amino acids. The record is from RefSeq and is a predicted model, not a curated record.